GCGCCUGCGUGCCGCGGGGCGGCAGACCGGAAGCGGCGGCGAAGAACCCGGCGAGGGCAGAGUGGCGCUCUCGCCUUCGCUGCCCGUUCUCCCCCUUCCCGGUGUUUUUCCCCCUUCCCCGGCGCCGCCAUGUUCCUCACACGCUCCGAGUAUGACCGGGGUGUGAACACUUUUUCUCCAGAGGGGAGGCUGUUCCAGGUGGAGUAUGCCAUCGAGGCCAUAAAGCUUGGUUCCACGGCCAUCGGGAUCCAGACCUCGGAGGGCGUCUGCCUGGCCGUGGAGAAGAGGAUCACCUCCCCGCUCAUGGAGCCCAGCAGCAUCGAGAAGAUCGUAGAAAUCGAUUCUCACAUAGGGUGUGCCAUGAGUGGCUUAAUAGCCGAUGCGAAGACUUUAAUUGAUAAAGCAAGAGUGGAGACUCAGAAUCACUGGUUCACCUACAACGAAACCAUGACGGUGGAGAGCGUCACGCAGGCCGUCUCCAACCUGGCGCUGCAGUUUGGGGAGGAGGACGCGGACCCCGGGGCGAUGUCUCGUCCGUUCGGUGUCGCGCUGCUUUUUGGAGGAGUUGAUGAGAAGGGACCCCAGCUGUUUCACAUGGACCCGUCGGGGACCUUUGUUCAGUGCGAUGCCAGAGCGAUCGGCUCCGCCUCGGAAGGCGCACAGAGCUCUCUGCAAGAGGUUUACCAUAAGUCCAUGACGCUGAAAGAAGCCAUCAAAUCUUCCCUCGUCAUCCUGAAACAAGUUAUGGAGGAGAAACUGAACGCAACCAACAUUGAGCUCGCCACGGUGCAGCCCGGCAUGAAGUUCCACAUGUACACGAAAGAGGAGCUCGAAGAGGUCAUCAAGGAUAUUUGAAAAAGGAGAGAGACUCCCUCAAAGGCCUUUUAGUCCUCGGUCUCCGGCUCCUUGGCCUCAAAACAGCAGCUGAGAAUUGAAGAUGGGUCUGAUUAAAGGGAACAAGCCGAGAUUAAUGAAGUAUUUCCCUACGAAAUCGUGCCUGCCGGAGGAGGCCAGCUCGGCCCCGGCCCCUGGCAGCUUGCUCUGUGCCGCCCCGCGAACCUCGGCAGGCUCCGCUCUUCUCCUCCUCUUUUUUUAUUUUUAUUUUGAGAAAUUACAAUUUCCCCCU
Messenger RNA from Chroicocephalus ridibundus (black-headed gull), 1126 nucleotides. It is a transcript of the gene PSMA5, whose product is annotated as proteasome 20S subunit alpha 5. The record is from RefSeq and is a predicted model, not a curated record. Gene Ontology annotation, cellular component: nucleus; proteasome core complex, alpha-subunit complex; proteasome core complex. Bases 130 to 855 code for a protein of 241 amino acids. Gene Ontology annotation, biological process: proteasome-mediated ubiquitin-dependent protein catabolic process. The transcript has 10 exons. Lineage: Eukaryota; Metazoa; Chordata; Aves; Charadriiformes; Laridae.